CAGCCCCUGGUUAGCUAGAUAACUAACUAGAUAGUCUUGGGAUGGCUGCAGAAAGAAUCAUAUCCGCGGUUUCAGACUACCCAGAAUUAUAUAACUCAACUUUGACUUCAUAUAGAGACCCGAUAAAAAAAUCGGAUGCAUGGAAGGCUGUGGGUAAACAACUGGGACUGAAAGAGGAAGAUGCCCGAAAGAAAUGGAGAAACCUGAGGGAUGUGUUCACAAGGAAAGUGAAAGCAGAUCGGAUCCGUGGUGCCACAGGGAAGGCCCUAAAAAAAUGGAGAUAUAGUGAGUUAAUGGCAUUUCUGAUCCCAUACAUACAGCGAGGUAGAGGAACUGGCGGCAGCAAUAGCACAGAGGAGUUUGAUGAUGGAAAAGAUGACACAACUAGCACCUCUGAUGUCCUGAUUGAUCUAGAUGGAAGUGUGGUUGAUACCAAGAUGUCACCACCUUUGGACAACAACUUACAUGAGAUGACAUGGAAAGAUUCCUGGCAAACAGCUGGACAAGGAGACAAUGAGGAUGAGAUGUUUUUCAUGAGCCUACUCCCUCACCUCAAGCGGUUACCUUACAGGAAAAAGUGUGCAAUUAAGCUGAAAUUUCACCAACUUCUCCACAAUGCUGAAUUUGAGGACACCGACUAGCCUAACUGUACAGUAAAUAUAUUUUGUAUCAACGAGUUGGGACUUUCUUAGGACAGAACGUUUUGUUGGAAAUACAUUUGAUCAAUUUCCAUUUAGUUACCUUGAGAAAGUGUCCAAUAGUGCUUCUUUGGAACCCCUCCCCCCACACACACAAACCUUCCAAGUUUGAGCCCACUGGUGAUGUUUCAGUGUGUUCGUGAUAGACAGGAGGGGGCUGUAGUACUUAACCGGACUAAGCUAUAAACAUUAUUUGUUUAAAAUGUUUUCUUUCUCCUAAUAUGUGGAAAGGGCUGCUUUUAGCCAAGACCCUUUAUACAUGUAUUAUAUAUACGAACACAUGGAGAUGGUUUAUUACUUAGAAUUUUAUUUGUAAAAAAAUAUUGUAACAAUGUUGGUCUGUUUAGUGUCACCUCUGGUCACAUUCAUACAGGCAUAGCCAAGAGAUGUUUGUGGGUGGUGGCUAAUACAGGACGAGUAAAGGCCCAGUUCACUACUUUUAUUUUUUUAGGGGGUGCUUCAGCACCACUACUUCCUGUGGCUAUGCAUACAGGUAUGCAUUUUGUUGCUCCUGGAAUACUUUAGUCUGGUUGUAAAAAUAAAAACAGUUGAGUAAAUGUUCUCCAUGCUAGUGCAAUAGUUGCUCUUUUGACAAUUUAUACUUUGUCUUUACUUUUUGAAGUUGGCUAUUUUAGAAUGUUAUUGAGCUUAAUAAAAGUUGUGGUUAAAUGCUGCCCCAUUUCA
Oncorhynchus keta (chum salmon) is the source of this 1382-nucleotide messenger RNA. Its product is annotated as transcription factor Adf-1-like. The transcript is spliced from 2 exons. Lineage: Eukaryota; Metazoa; Chordata; Actinopteri; Salmoniformes; Salmonidae. The coding region runs from base 42 to 641 and encodes 199 amino acids. Gene Ontology annotation, cellular component: transcription regulator complex; nucleus. Gene Ontology annotation, molecular function: DNA binding. The record is from RefSeq and is a predicted model, not a curated record. Gene Ontology annotation, biological process: regulation of transcription by RNA polymerase II.